AAGCAGAGAGGAGAGCAGAGGAGGAAAACAGAGAUGUUAGAGAAGGCAAAUUUAGAUGGUGCGACACCCUUGAUAGAGGUUGAUGAUGGCGAAGAAGAAGAGAGAAAGGGAGGGUGGUGGGAGAAAGUGUUGGACGUGGAGGAGGCGAAGAGACAAGUCUUGUUUUCCUUGCCUAUGAUUCUUACCAAUCUUUUCUAUUACUUGAUCACCUUGGUAUCCGUCAUGUUCGCCGGCCACCUUGGCGAGCUUGAGCUCGCCGGUGCCACUCUUGCAAACUCCUGGGCUACUGUCACCGGCUUUGCUUUCAUGGUUGGUUUAAGUGGAGCUCUUGAGACACUGUGCGGGCAAGGAUUUGGUGCAAAAUUAUACAGAAUGUUGGGGAUUUAUCUACAAGCCUCUUGCAUCAUAUCCUUCCUAUUCUCUAUAAUAGUAUCCAUCAUCUGGUUCUAUACAGAGCCCAUACUAAUCUUUCUUCAUCAAGAUACUGAGAUCGCAAAGACAGCUGCUCUCUAUAUGAAAUUCCUCAUUCCCGGUCUAUUUGCAUAUGGCUUUCUGCAGAACAUCUUGAGGUUUCUUCAGACACAGUCUAUAGUUAUGCCCGCGGUUGGAUUCUCAUUGCUACCAUUGGUUAUUCAUAUUGGGAUUGCAUAUGCUUUAGUACAUUGGACAAGUCUUGGUUUCAAGGGAGCUUCAUUGGCAGCUUCUAUUUCAUUAUGGCUGUCAUUCCUUAUAUUGUCCAUGUAUGUCAUUUGCACAAAUACACUUAAGCAUACAUGGGAAGGAUUUUCAUUCGAUUCAUUCUAUUACAUUUUCACCAACUUGAAACUAGCCCUGCCCUCUGCAACAAUGGUAUGUUUGGAGUACUGGGCUUUCGAGAUUCUGGUUUUCUUAGCAGGACUGAUGCAAAACUCUGAAACAACUACAUCGUUGAUCGCAAUGUGUGUGAACACAGAAACUAUUGCCUACAUGAUCACAUAUGGUCUAAGUGCCGCUGCAAGCACAAGGGUGUCAAAUGAGUUGGGAGCAGGCAACCCUAACCAGGCUAAGAGUGCCAUGGCUAUGAGUCUCAAGCUCUCUGUCCUUCUUGCACUCACAGUUGUUCUGGCCCUUGGCUUUGGCCAUAACAUAUGGGCUGGAUUCUUCAGUGACAGCCCGGCAAUUAUACAUGAAUUUGCUUCGAUGACACCCCUACUUGCAAUUUCAAUAAUUGUUGAUUCUGUUCAAGGUGUUUUAUCAGGGGUGGCCAGAGGAUGUGGUUGGCAGCACUUGGCUGUGUAUGUUAACUUGGCAACUUUCUACUGCAUUGGUGUACCAAUUGCAGCCUUCCUUGGUUUCAAGUCAAAACUGCAGGCGAAGGGUUUGUGGGUUGGCUUAAUCUGCGGGCUAUCCUGCCAAGCCGCCACCCUCUUGCUGGUUACACUGCGUUCAAAAUGGACAAAACUGGAUCUCCCUGAGAAUAGUAACAAAGAAAAUCCGGUUUCUGUCUAGCUCAAUGCGAAGAAGGUAUAGUGACUAACAACACUAGACUACUUGAGCCUUUUACAGAUUUUUGGGGACAUAAUUAGUAUUCUAUAGAGACAAGUUUGAGCUUCUGAUAUUUCAGCUUCCUUCAAAUGCUGCACAUUUGCCAUUUGGAUUUGCUCAAGAAAUGUGUGUGGUAAGAAAAUUUGCAAGCUAUGAAGUAAAUUUCAGCAAUUUUUACUGAUUGA
Messenger RNA from Corylus avellana, 1709 nucleotides. Its product is annotated as protein DETOXIFICATION 18. Gene Ontology annotation, cellular component: membrane. NCBI's taxonomy places the organism in Eukaryota, Viridiplantae, Streptophyta, Magnoliopsida, Fagales, Betulaceae. Gene Ontology annotation, biological process: xenobiotic detoxification by transmembrane export across the plasma membrane. Gene Ontology annotation, molecular function: xenobiotic transmembrane transporter activity; antiporter activity. The record is from RefSeq and is a predicted model, not a curated record.